AUGGUGGUAUGUCAUUAUCACCCCAGGACACCAUGUGGUCCAUUUCUUUUCUUAACAGUAGACUUUAUGCAUGGAGACAGUCAAGUUUUUAUGCCUGAUGAAAGCAUAUUGUCCAAGUCAGCUAAUCUCUUCUCUGCAGCAGCAAAGGUGGUAACAGCAGCCUACAUCGCUUUUCAUCUUUUAGGAAACAUGAGUUAUCCUUACUAUGGUGCAGGGCAGAAUGCCCCACAGAACUAUCCUCCCAACAUGGGACAACAACCUAAUCCUUCAAUGGGUUAUCCAAAUUUUACAGGUUAUGACAGCACACCAAAUAUGCAAUACAGUGCCCAACCAUCUGCAGGACCUGGAGUUAUAGGCUUCAAUAUUGGAAUGACAAACCAGGGUGGAUACCCUAAUACACAGCAGGGAGCCUACCCUCCUCCUGCACAGCAGGGAGCCUACCCUCCUCCUCCACAGCAGGGAGCCUACCCUCCUCCUGCACAGCAGGGAUCCUACCCUCCUCCUGCACAGCAGGGAAUGUACCCUCCUCCUCAACAGCAAGGAGCCUACCCUCCUACACAGCGGGGAAUGUACCCUCCACCUCCACAACCAGGAGCCUACCCUCCUCCUCCACAACAAGGCAGCUAUCCUCCAGUACCAGGAUCUUCUUCUCCAAGACCACAACACACAGCUUAUCCACCCCAGCAACAAACAGUUAAUCCUUCACAACAAGAAUUUUAUCCUGCUUCCCAUCAACAACAAAAAGGAUAUUUUCCCUCAGAGCAGCAAACAUCUCAUCCAAUUCCUUCUUCAAGACAAAAUAAACCAUUAAAGGAAGAAGGAACACUUAAGCCAUAUCCUGGAUUUAAUGCAGAAACUGAUGCACAAAUAUUAAGGAAAGCAAUGAAAGGAUUUGGCACUGAUGAAAAAGCCAUUAUUGAUGUAUUGGGAAGUAGAUCAAAUGAACAGCGACAAGAUAUUGUGAGAAUGUUCAAGACUAUCUUUGGAAAGGACCUGAUAAAAGAACUGAAGAGUGAAUUAUCUGGCAAUUUCGAAACCGUUGUCCUUGGCCUGUUAUACACACCAUCCAUGUAUGAUGCUACAGAGUUAAAAAAAGCUAUGCAGGGACUCGGAACAAAUGAGGAUGUGCUGAUUGAAAUUAUGUGUUCACGGUCAAAUAAAGAAAUUAUGGAAAUAAGUGACUGUUUUAAGAAAAUUACAGGGAAAAGUUUAGAGAAUUGGUUGAAAAGUGAAACCUCAGGACAUUUUUGCCGACUGCUUGUGUCUCUAUCAACAGCUGGCCGGUCAGAAAAUCAAAAUGUUGAUCUACAAAGUGCAGAACAGGAUGCUAAGAAAUUGUAUGAAGCAGGAGAAAAGCAAUGGGGGACAAAUGAAUCACAGUUCAAUGCUAUUUUGGCCUCUCGAAGUUUACCACAGUUGAAAGCAGUGUUUGAUGCAUAUAAGCAUCUUUAUAACCGUGACAUAGAACAGGUUAUUGCUAGUGAAAUGUCUGGUGAUUUACUUAGUGGAAUGUUGUCAGUUGUAAAAGUUGUUAAAAGCAAACCUUGUUAUUUUGCUGAACGGUUGUAUACAUCAAUGAAGGGAGCUGGAACCAAUGAUUCAACUCUUAUUAGAGUUAUCAUUUCUCGAUGUGAAAUUGACAUGAAACAGAUUAAACAAGAGUUUCAAAAAAUGUAUGGAAAAACAUUGGAUGCUAUGGUAAAGGGUGACUGCAGUGGAGAUUAUUGUCGGAUUUUGCUAAGACUCCUUGGAAAUGAGUCAUAUUGA
Messenger RNA from Acanthosepion pharaonis, 1767 nucleotides. The record is from the annotation of a GenBank genome assembly. Lineage: Eukaryota; Metazoa; Mollusca; Cephalopoda; Sepiida; Sepiidae.